Molecule: messenger RNA, 1314 nt
Organism: Clonostachys rhizophaga
Lineage: Eukaryota; Fungi; Ascomycota; Sordariomycetes; Hypocreales; Bionectriaceae
Source: the annotation of a GenBank genome assembly
AUGGACAGUACCCGAUUCCCGGAUAUUUGCUGUUCUCUAAUAGCUCUUCAGGAGGGCUUCUGGCUACAUACUACUACGAUACUGAGUUCCGAUAAGAAGUAUUCCAGGUUAUCGAAAGGCCAAACCGAGGGCGACCUCGAGGUGCCGAUUGGUAAUACUGUUUCACGAAAGAUAACUAUACGGCUAUAUAUUAACAGCAAGCUGAUCGCGUCCGACGAGAGCGGAACUGGAACUAUCCUACGAGAGAUCAUACCGUACAGAUACACCGCCGAGAACAGUACCAAGCCUCCUCCUGGAGGGUCUGAAUUUCUCUUUAAACCUAGCUCUAAGUAUUAUGUUCGAAUCGAGUACCAAGUCCACCCCGAUUGGUAUAAAUCAAGUACUGCUGGUAUUUAUUUAAGAGUCCAGCUCUUCUGGAAUCUUAUCGAUCGAAAGGAUAGUAUUGGUCAGGCAAAGAGGGUGGUAUCUGAUGCUGACUUGAUUGUUCUUGCAGUCGGAGCUGCUUGGAACAGCGAUAGUGAGAAUAGCAAUCAUACUACCCUUGGCCUGUCGACUGGCCAGAAAAAACUUAUACAAGCUAUCUUUGUACUGGAGAAACCUGUCGUCCUCGUAUUAGAGGGCGGCCGACCUUUCGCCAUACUCGAGUUUUAUACACAAUCUGCUGCUGUUCUCAGCACUAUGGAUAUACUCGUCGGCGAAUUCAACCCCGGUGGCCGAGUAAUAAUAAGUGUUCCUUAUGAUGUUGGCUCUCUUCCUGCGUACUAUAAUCAGCGAACUACCAAACCUACGAGUCACAUACCUUACUACCUGGAUAUCCCUAAACCUGUACUGGUAUGGCUACGGCUUCCACUGCGCUUCUCUGUUCAAAAUCCCAUUCAAUUGAGGCUGGAGUAUUCAUUUGGAUAUGGCUUGUCAUAUACGACGUUUUCCCAGGACUUACAAAGUGCUAAGUCUAGUUUCAAAGACAGAAAAGAGGACAGAAAAAAGGAUACUUUCUCACAAGGUGAUACUAUCGCCUUUUCUGUGUCUGUCCACAAUACUGGCGCCGUUAAAGGAAGCCAUGUUCCGCAGAUCUACCUCCUAAGGCGCCAGGGAUUAUCCGUUACAACGCCCGACAAGCAGCUUGUCGCGUUUACUCGCCUCUAUAUCAAUACAGGGGAGACUGCUACUGUGACGCUGGAAUUGGAUAUUGACCGCUAUCUUCCUGUCAUUAAUCGCUCGUAUGAGCGCGUUUUGGAGAUAGGACAGUAUAUAUUUGCCCUGAUGGACGAUAGAUCACUUGAUACUCCGACAAUUGCAGAUAUUACGCUGAGU